Hylaeus anthracinus is the source of this 2100-nucleotide messenger RNA. RefSeq names its product clavesin-1. NCBI's taxonomy places the organism in Eukaryota, Metazoa, Arthropoda, Insecta, Hymenoptera, Colletidae. The coding region runs from base 287 to 1225 and encodes 312 amino acids. Gene Ontology annotation, cellular component: membrane. Gene Ontology annotation, molecular function: phosphatidylinositol bisphosphate binding. The transcript has 4 exons. The record is from RefSeq and is a predicted model, not a curated record.
UACCGCGAGGACGGUUGUUCUCUCGCUAGUAGAUCGGUGUCGGACUUUCUCCUGUACGGGAGGAUCGAGAAAUGUCGUAAGAAGUCGUCGUUGGGUCUCGUAACCGUCGGGUGCCCGCUUGCAAUUCGAACGAGUUGGAAACGAGGACGCGACACGGAUACAGGCGCGAACGGGUGCGGAGGAGUCCCCCCGAGAAGCGCGAAGUUCGCGAGUGGAAGAGGAAGGGUCUGGCUCUAAGGAGAUCUAACCGCUAGUGAUCGCCGAUCGCGUGAACGAUAGGUCGACGAUGGCCAACACGUCGAAGGAGGAUUACGGGUGCCCGUUGGACGAGGCGACGAAGACGAUAGCUCUCGAGGAGUUAAGGGAAGACGACGUGACCAAGGAACAGGCCCUGGACCAGUUCAGACAUUGGAUUCAAAAGCAUCCUACCAUCAAACGCUGCAGAACAGACGCAGCCUUCCUCCUGAGGUUCCUCAGGACCAAGAAGUUCAGUCUGCCCAUGGCAGAGGAGAUGCUGGAACGAUACCUUACCAUCAGACAGCUCUACCCCAACUGGUUCCAGAACCUGGACAUCGAGGAUCCCGACAUCGAGGCGAUCGUGGACGCUGGAUACCUGGUACCGCUGCCUCACCGCGAUCGCCAUGGUCGACGAGUGAUACUUUCUUGCGCCGGUCGCUUCGAUCCGUACAAAUACACGUCAGCGCAGAUGGCCCGGGCGCACAGUCUCGUAGUGGAGACCCUGAUGGACGACGAGGAGAAUCAGGUCCGCGGUUACACGUACAUUAACGACGAAUCCGGAUUGACCAUGGGUCACCUCAGCGCCUGGUCCCUGACGGACAUUCGUAACAUGUUAAGAUGCAUUCAAAACAGCACGCCCAUGAGGCACAAGGAAACGCACUUCGUUAAUAUUCCAAGCUGCGCGACCAAGAUCAUCGAAUUCGCCAUUUCGCUUCUCAACGACAAGUUGAGGGCACGGAUCUCGGUGCACAAGAGCCUGGACGAGCUGAAGGACGCGAUAGAUCCGUCGAGUUUGCCAAAGGAAUACGGAGGAGACGUGCCGCUCUCCGAAAUGAUCGCCGAGUUCAAGAAGACCUUGAAGAAACAAAGAGAUGGAAUAAAAGCGCUCGACGAUAUGUACAUAGAUAUUUCGUCCUCGGAUUGCCGCGCUGUUUCGAGCAAUUUAAACGGUAUACCCGGAUCGUUUCGUAAAUUAGAAGUCGAUUAGAGUCCUCCACCUUAUGGGUACACGUUUAUGCAAAUUAAAUUUGAAUCAUAAUAGGAAUCUUUUGUAAAAGAAAUUACGUAAGUGAUAAAGUCAAAUCAGAUUUUAUUAUUAGAAUAAGAUAUAGUGUUCUCUAAGACAGCAAAGUGUACCGAGACGUAUCACGUGUACCCGUGUAUUUUAAAACACGUACAAGGUCGAAGGUUCUAAUUAACAGUAUUUCUUCCCGUCGAACGGUCUACAUCUCACUUCCUUUCUAAGCUACAGGAUACGGUUGUCUCCGACCUUCGACGUGCUUCCAGUUAAAUAGUUAGUUAGCUCUCCAUGUAUUACGAUCUCGUUGCGAGUCACGCGACAAUAGUUUCGUACGACCAGGCAUCCCUGUUAAUAUUAUAAACCUUUACGAAAGGUAUAAAGCGUUUCUCCUGCCGGUGGUAUUAGUUACCUACAAUUGUUUAAAUUUAUAUACAGUUUAGAAUAAGAUGCGACGAUUCUGCUCGUCGUUAGACAAGUUAAUUAUAUGUGUAACGUAGAAAUGAUAGGACAGUGCGCGGCGUAGACGUGUUAUCUCGGGAAUCGAAUCGCCGAGUACGAUUCGUGACGAACAAAACGACGACAGAUGACAUGGAACGUUGAAACAGAACACUCUGCGUACCAUUAUUUGUAUCUAUCUUUCCUUUGAGAAUUUACACAGGAUUACCCGAAAAUAUAUGCUACAUCUGUGUCAACUCAAAGCACCGAUAUAACAACCAAACGUAUGUACAUUGUAUCGAUAAUCUCCUCUUUAUUAGGCUUCGUUAACAUCUACAAGCUCGCAGUCGUGUAGAAUUUCUUUCAAAUACGCUGUACUUGCCGGUGCCGUAGUAUAGAGACUCCCU